GACUACACUCAGACACAUUACACAUUACAUCUUUUUUUAAUACCAUAGCACAAAUACUGACACCAUGACUUUUGGAUCAUUUGAUAGUAUUUGUAACAAGACGGCCUUGCCCCUUUGUUCUGUGCUUGGUUCCGUGAAUCAAUCCUCAGAUUUCCAAAGGGGGAUAUUACCACAAUGUUAUGCCCGAUCCGUGGAAUUAGCCAACACCAUGAUUUUCCAAGUGGGCACUGCGUUUGUUCAUUUCGGGGGAUUGAUUAUUGUUUUGAUUAUUAUCUUCAAUGUCCGAGCCAAGUACACGGCUAUUGGAAGAACAGAAAUGUUAUUUUUGUUAUAUUUAUUUAUUGGAUUGUUGGUGUCGAGUUUGAUUGUUGAUUGUGGUGUUUCCCCACCUUCCAGUUCAAGUUACUCAUAUUUUGUUGCGGUACAAUUGGGACUCGCCAGUAGUGUAUGCGCAUGUCUAUUGUAUAAUGGUAUCGUUUGUUUCCAGUUCUGGGAAGAUGGUACAAGAAAGUCCAUGUGGAGUUUAAGAUUGAUUUGUUUUGGGUGGUUUGUCGUCAAUUUUAUCAUUGCAUUGAUCACUUUUAACCACUGGAAUACAAGUUUAGACAAUAGAAACACCAUGGUGUUAUUCAUAUUCACCUACUUAUUUAAUGCCAUCAUCGUGGCUACCUAUGUCGUUUCUCAAAUUGUUUUAGUUGUUUUUGCCCUUGACUCAUAUUGGCCAUUAGGUGCGAUUAUAUUUGGGGUGUUUUUCUUUGUUGCUGGACAAGUGUUGACAUAUGUGUUUAGUCAUGCCAUUUGUAGCGGUGCUGCUCAUUACGUGGAUGGGAUCUUCUUUGGAAGCUUAUGUAAUGUCUUCACUGUGAUGAUGAUUUAUAAAUUUUGGGAUAUGAUAACUACGGAUGAUUUAGAAUUUAGUGUGGCUAAUGUCGAACAAGAAGUUCCUGGAGGAGCCGGAAUUGGACUUUUGGAUGAUGAAAAGAGAGCUUCAAGUAUGUUUUUCGGGUAGGCAAAUAGUACAAUACAAGUUAUAUUAGAAUUUACGUCAGAUAAGGUGUAACUGUAGCUCUGUAGCCAACGGAGAUAAGAUUAAUUUGACAUUGCAACAUAUUAAUUUGAUUGACUAGUCAACAAGUUGUCUCACAUGGGAAUGUUUCCAUGUGUGUCGCGACAAACUUAGCGGCGGAGCAUUUUAAGUGAAAUUUUACUUUGCAUGACUACUGUCGUUUAAUACGAUCUGAUUUAUAGUUUACGAAUUGUCGAUUUUUCAACUUCUACGUUUAUU
Molecule: messenger RNA, 1285 nt
Organism: Spathaspora passalidarum NRRL Y-27907
Lineage: Eukaryota; Fungi; Ascomycota; Pichiomycetes; Serinales; Debaryomycetaceae
Gene: CHS7
Product: Chs7p
Exons: 1
Coding region: 65-1009 (314 amino acids)
Biological process (GO): protein folding
Cellular component (GO): endoplasmic reticulum membrane
Source: RefSeq, a predicted model, not a curated record